Dentiscutata heterogama is the source of this 519-nucleotide messenger RNA. Lineage: Eukaryota; Fungi; Glomeromycota; Glomeromycetes; Diversisporales; Gigasporaceae. The record is from the annotation of a GenBank genome assembly.
AAACAAUCGCCACUACUCGAAACCUUUGAAGACCUGGUUAAAGAAUUUGAAGCCACAUUUAACGAUUUGGACUGGUAUGAAGCAGCACUAAUUGAUCAAUUUCAGAGUGGGCUUCACAAUAAUGUAAAAGACUUGCUUCUCACAGUUAAAGACCCAACCUCAUUGAAUGAUGCCAUUUCAAAAGCUGUCCAGCUAGCACCUUUCAAAGAAGACCCAAUGCAAAUUAAUACUAUAAGGAUUAAGCUACUGUUAGUGGCAGAGAAAAGACGGCAUCAUACAAAUAAUCUCUGUUUCUAUUGUGGUGACCAGAUCACAUUGUUAAAAACUGCCUUAGAAAACCCAACUUACCACCAAGAAUUGAUAAUAUUGUCUCCCCAGAAGAACCGUUGGGAAAAGAACAGCCCUAGCUGCACAGCACUUACCCCAGAGCUAUAUAUCCACUUGUCUGAUGGAUCUCAAACAAGUGUGCAAGCUUUAAUUGACUCUGGGCUUCAGCAUGUUUCUUGGAUCUUGCUCUAG